Myzus persicae (green peach aphid) is the source of this 2142-nucleotide messenger RNA. Its product is annotated as zinc finger BED domain-containing protein 1-like. Bases 444 to 2099 code for a protein of 551 amino acids. The record is from RefSeq and is a predicted model, not a curated record. Gene Ontology annotation, molecular function: protein dimerization activity. The transcript has 3 exons. NCBI's taxonomy places the organism in Eukaryota, Metazoa, Arthropoda, Insecta, Hemiptera, Aphididae.
UUAAAAAAAACAAAAAAUUCAACAUAAUAUUUCUAAAAAAUAUAACUGACAUAAAAAUUUAAAUCCAAAAUUGUCAAUAUGGUAUGAAGACAUAUCUAAAAUUCACUUUUUAUGAAAAAAAGUAACCUCAAUAAGAAUAAGAAUUUCAAAAUUUAAUUAUUUUUAAAUUAUAUAUUAGUUUGUAAAAAUUCUUAGUCUUUUACUAUGAACAUUUAGAUUUAAUAAUAUUCUUAUGUUCUACAGCAGUGACUCAUUCUCAUGAACAACAUACUGUACAGAUUCCAGGACCACCUCCAAAAAGACAAAAACAAUUGACACUUAUGAAUAGGUAAUAUUAUUAAUAUUUCAUAUACUUAAGUACUAUUUUGUACAAUCGUACACAUACAAAUAUACCUAUUACCUAUUUAUAUUUUAAAUUAUAAUACUUUAUAUUUUAUAAAUCAAUGAUGCAAUUAUUUGUUGGUAGGUUUAGCUUACCACCUGAAAGUAAAGUGGACCAAUUCUACAAAGCUGUUGUUCAAAUGAUUGCGGAAGAUAUGCAACCAUUAUCAAUUGUAGAAAACAGUGGAUUUCAAAAACUUAUUAACCUACUUGAUUCACGUUAUAAGUUGCCUAGUCGCAAACUCAUUGGAACAACGCUUAUACCAAAUUUGUAUGAAUCAACUAGACAUAAGAUUGAAACUAUUUUGUCUCAAGCAAAAUAUGUAUCACUUACAUCAGAUGUUUGGACUUCAUUGAAUACAAUAUCAUUUAUAACUGUGACUGUGCAUUUUUUUGACAUUGAUUUAAAUUUAAAAACAUAUGUAUUAACCACCAGAAAACUAGAAUCUAAUCAUACAGCACAGUAUUUAUCUGAAGUACUUACAGAUGUAAUAAAAGAAUGGAAUAUAGAAGAUAAAAUUGUUGCAAUUGUAACAGACUCGGGUGCAAAUAUUAAGGCAGCAAUAAGAUUACUUGGACUUAAUCAUAUCCCAUGUGUUGCUCAUAAAUUAAACAAUGCUGUAAAAAAUGCAUUAAGAAGUGAUUUCGAUGAAAGUGAAAUUGAAACCGACCACACUGAAGAUGUUGAAAUUAUGAAGCUGGUUAAAAUGUGUCGUUCUAUUGUUGGCCAUUUUAAGCACAGUGAGGUAUCAACCAGGGCUCUUCAUGAGAAACAAAAACAACUUAAUUCUCCAAUUCUUAAGUUAAAACAAGACAUGCCAAUUCGUUGGAAUAGUACACUAACAAUGAUGGAAUGUUUGUUGAUAGUCAAAGAACCUUUGAUGCUGGUUUCAAUGAGCUUAUCAAGAUGUCCAAAAAUGCCAUCAAAUGACCAAUGGGAAAGUAUAAACGAUUUUGUUAUACUUUUAAAACCGUUUGAAAGCUUAACUAUACAAAUAUCCUCAGAACAGCGACCAACCUUAGCAAAAGUUAUUCCAUUAUUAAGAGGUUUAUUAUUAUCAGUUAAUAAUAAGAAUCCAGUGACGUAUACAGGCAAGUUUUUAAAGAAAAAAUUGCUUGAAGAAACAACAAAAAGAUUUAAUGAUAUUGAAGAAAUGUAUCCAUCACAUUUAUACUCUAAGGCUACUAUAUUAGAUCCUCGAUUUAAGAAAGCUGCAUUUAUAUCAAAUGAAAAUGCCAAUACAGCUGAACAAGAAGUUCAAAAAGAGAUAGCUGACUACAUUAAAACUAAUGCCCCUGAGAGAAAUAUACUUGAACAAAGUGUAUAUCACACCACUUUGACAACUGCAGAACAACUAGAACACAGCAGUCAACCCGUUUCUUUACAAGAAAAUUUAUUGACAUAUUUAGAAGCAACAGUCACCACACUUCGGUCUCAGACAACAUAUUCUAGUACAGCAGCAACAUUAUUCAAACAGUACAUGAAUAUCGAAUUUUUAAACAUUCAAGAUGAUCCAAUAUUGUUUUGGAAAAAUAACAAACAAAUGUUAGGUGCAUUGUGUGAAGUAGCUUUGAAAUACUCUUGUAUACCUGCUACAUCUGUGCCAUCGGAGAGAGUAUUUUCUAAAGCUGGUCAAAUAGUCAGUGCCAGACGAAAUAGAUUAUUACCAGAUAAUGUGGAUAAACUUAUAUUUUUAAAUGCAAAUUUAGAAAGAUAAAUGAUUUUGAUUUCCAUUGUCUUAUCUUAUAUUAUUUUUACUA